AUGCGCGCGCAGGCGGGCUCGGGGGAUCCCCACAGCACGGUAGAGUGGCGGCAGAGCAGGUUCAGCAGCUCCGGGGAGCAACCAGAUUCCCGAGCAAAGGCGCCGGAUCAGGAGAACUGCUUUGACCGUCUCUGCGAUGCGUUGCUUGGAAGUAUCUUUGAGAGAGCAUUAUGGAAGCCGUGUCUCCUGCAACAUCAGGCCCGGGACAGGGUCCGGCUGGAGGCCGUCUGCAAAAGGUUCCAGGAGGUGGUGCGCGUCACUGGGUGCCUUGAGUGGGACUUAGACAAUGGGCCUCAGACCGAGCAAAACUUUGUCCGUUACGCACUUGGAAGUAGGUGCAAGGGAUUGCUAAGGAAGGUGGUUUUGAAAGCUGAGCGUCCUUUGGCUCUGAUGGGGGUUCUUCAGGCUGUCCUGCCCCAUUUGGUAAACACUCUCCAGGAAUUCUACUUGGUUCUGGACUUCAGCGAGGAGGAUGCGCAGAGCAUUGACUGGGGGCGCAUUCUCGUCAUGCUUCAAGAAUGCAAGCACCUGGUGGCGUUGCACAUCUUCCUGUGGGAGAGCGGGUGGCAUAGACCAGCUGUUGUCCUGGAUUCGUCAAAGCUACCAAAGCCUUUUCUAAAGCUUCGGGAUCUGUCCCUGUUUGGGUUUGCUGCCCCCAGCACCGGAAUCCAAUCAUUCUUCCAGUCAUUCCCCUCCUUGGAGAAUGUAGAGCUCCACCAACUUGAAGGUCAUGAUUACGUUCAGAGCUCCUCCAGCUCUCUAAAGUCAGCAGUCUUGUGGGGUAGAAUGAUAUACGGUUUAGAUGGCCUGGUGGUGCCCAGGAGCCUGAGGGUAGUGGCGGGUCUUCUGGACAGCGAAAGCAGUGGAGUUCGUGAAAAGGCACUGGAGAUGCUGGCAGACUUGUCACACGACGGAAAGCCUGAGAAACCCGUUAAUGAGGCAAUUGCUAAUGCUCCAGGGUGCUUGCAAAAGCUAGUCAACCUCCUUGGUGUUCAGAGGGAGUAUGAGCAGAAAGAAGCUCUCAUGAUCCUUGACAAUUUGGCCGAGCACUGGCACAACCGCAUGGCAAUCGUCACUUGUCCGGGCAGCCUGCAGCAACUACUUAGCCUCUUCAAGAGUAACUGCGAAGACACACGGGGAACAGCGGCAUCUGCGCUGGGAAGCCUGGCACAACAUCCUGAAGCUUGUGUGGUUGCCAUUCAGCUGGUUCCCGCUAUAUUACAGGGACUCGUGGACCUUCUAGACGACGAGGACAGGGCGAUGCAAAGUAUCGCCCUACAAGCUUUAGUUCACUUUGCAAAUGACUAUGACAAUAGCGCAUUCAUCGUCGCCCUGUCUGGGGGCCUUGCCAAGUUGGUGAGUUUGUUACAGAGUGGGAGUGCCGAGCUAGCCACGGGCGCGGCAGACUGUUUGCAGCGCUUGGCCAAGUAUGACACAGCGGAGGCUGUCGCUAGGGCGCCGGGGUGCCUAGAGGGGUUAGUGAACCUGCUAGGGAGCUCAAGCACUCACACACGGGAAAAAGCGGCAUGGGCACUAACUACCCUAGCAGAGCUUGACGAAUCGGCGCAGAGGAUCCCGUUGGUGCCUGGGUUCUGGCACAAGCUUGUAGAAUGCUUGGAUCCAAGCAUUGGUGAUGAUGCAACUUGGAGUGAAUACCUACAAGAGGAUGCGGUGUCAUUGUUGGCAAACGUUGGCUCGGAGAUAGGGGUGAUGGAGGCCAUCGCCUCCAUUCCGGGUUCCUUGCACGUUAUCGUUAACGUGUUGGACAGCUGGAUGGUUCCAUCAGUAAGAAGUGCUGUUUGGAUACUCUUAGAGAUGGUGCGAGGUGACAUGCAGACACGGAAAGCUCUAGCUGAAUUGCCAGGAGUCUUGCAGAAACUGGAAGGCAUCGUAGAUUAUGAGGACUUCGAAGAUGUGCACGUUGAAGCAGCUGAGCUCCUAGAGAUGUUGCGAUGAUAAGAGCUGGCGGUAUUCCAGAUUCUCUCUGGCAAAGUGAUUUGUACGAAUUGGCAUGGACUGUGUUGCUUGUCAGAAGAUGAUAGAGUACGUCAAUAACUUAGCAACAUUUGGAGUUCUAUUGCUUCGACAGACCGAGUGUAGAUACGACGAAGAGCCAUAUGCAUUGACCUUCGUUGCAUGGCGUGUAUAG
Molecule: messenger RNA, 2149 nt
Organism: Klebsormidium nitens
Lineage: Eukaryota; Viridiplantae; Streptophyta; Klebsormidiophyceae; Klebsormidiales; Klebsormidiaceae
Source: the annotation of a GenBank genome assembly